Molecule: messenger RNA, 1173 nt
Organism: Symbiodinium sp. CCMP2592
Lineage: Eukaryota; Dinophyceae; Suessiales; Symbiodiniaceae
Source: the annotation of a GenBank genome assembly
AUGGCCUGUAGCUGGCGAGGUGACAGCUCAGCGGUCCGCUUCCCUUCUGUCCAAAGCCCUUCUACGGGACAUGGAGAUGUUUUGGAGGCGGAAAGCUCUCAGGCCCAGCCAAGCGGCGACAAGGAGCUUCGAUUUCGUGCCCUCACAGAGAGUGGCUACGGACUGCAGCGCGAGGGUCUGCGAUCCCGUGGAAGGGAUGGCUUGGGCGACUUCCGACAUGCUGAUCCAGGUCCGACACGCAGCUCGCACUUCAAGACGGCAUCUUCCCAGAUUCGUGGGUUAUACCUGGUGAAGUUUGCUGUAUCUGUGACCGCUUGUUACUUGACUAUCCAGCUCCUUAUAACUUUCGCCGAAGUGCUGCUCCCAUUCAUCUUUGCUAUGCUCGUCGUGAUUGUCUUGGAGCCGAUGAAAAAGUUUGUCUUGACAGCGUUCUCAAAUCUCGCGGUUUGUGUUCUGACGGCCCUGCGGAUGGACUUCUGCGUCGACAACAUGUCGAUGCAUGGCUUCGCAGAUGGACGCCUGCCGAGUGUUGAUGAAACGACGCCAGUCUACGGCAGCCUCCCAGACGAUUCCACAACAGAGGAUAUGCCGCGGCCAGCAAAACCUGUGCCCUGUCUGAAGAGAUUUCUGGUGACCAUCUCUAUAAUCUUUUGCAUGCUCGUUAGCGGGCGUGUUCUCUGGAUGAUUGCCAGAGUCUUCUUUCGCGCAGGGGCCGUGAUCUCCUCCAACUUGGACUUCUACAAGCAGGGUGCUGAGCGCCUCAAGGGGUGGGUGCAAACGUACAUCCACGACCUACACAUCAGCUCACUUGACUACGGGGAGCUCCUGGACGAGCUUGUGGCCGAGGUCGAGCACAUAGGCAGCGUCGUGACCCAGAGUGUCAUCUACACUGCAGUGCAGGCAGUGGUUACAUUCAUCUUCCUGAUUUAUAUGCUUUGGAGUCCGGUCAAGGUGGACGGCAGUGCAGUGAAGUGUCUUACGUCAGCCUUCACUGGGCUGUCGAUUGGAAUCUUGCUCUGGGCCAUUGGCCUGGACCUCCCGGCUGCGUUCGGCCUGCUAUCCUUCCUGGCCAACUUCUUGCCAGGUCUGGGGGGUUCCUGGCAUGCUGCUCUCGGUGCCACUGCUGUCAGUGGUGAGGACAGGGUGCACAAGCUCAGUAGCUUGGAGUCAUAA